Chlorocebus sabaeus (green monkey) is the source of this 6260-nucleotide messenger RNA. The record is from RefSeq and is a predicted model, not a curated record. NCBI's taxonomy places the organism in Eukaryota, Metazoa, Chordata, Mammalia, Primates, Cercopithecidae.
AUAGAUCCCUCAGGACCUAUGUUCAAUCCAGGAGCCUUUGAAUCUGGCCGCCUGUUUGAAUGGAAUAAGGGUUGGGGCCCUGCAGCUUCAGUAGUCACCCAAGCACAAGACUCAGCAGUCCCCCUGGUCUUCCCAGCCCUCUGCAGCCAUGAGCUCUGAUGCAGAAAUGGCCAUUUUUGGAGAAGCAGCUCCCUACCUCCGGAAACCAGAGAAGGAGAGAAUCGAGGCUCAAAAUCGUCCAUUCGAUUCCAAGAAAGCCUGCUUUGUAGUGGAUGAUAAGGAAAUGUAUGUGAAAGGCAUGAUCCAGAGUAGGGAAAAUGACAAAGUCAUAGUCAAGACCCUCGAUGACCGGACGCUCACUCUGAACAAUGACCAGGUCUUCCCCAUGAACCCUCCCAAAUUUGACAAGAUCGAGGAUAUGGCCAUGAUGACUCACCUGCAUGAACCUGCCGUGCUGUACAACCUCAAAGAGCGCUACGCAGCCUGGAUGAUCUACACCUACUCAGGCCUCUUCUGUGUCACCGUCAACCCCUACAAGUGGCUGCCGGUGUACAACCCCGAGGUGGUGGCUGCCUACAGAGGCAAAAAGCGCCAGGAGGCUCCACCCCACAUCUUCUCCAUCUCUGACAAUGCCUAUCAGUUUAUGCUGACUGAUCGAGACAACCAGUCUAUCCUCAUCACCGGAGAAUCCGGGGCUGGGAAGACUGUGAACACCAAGCGUGUCAUCCAGUAUUUUGCAACAAUUGCAGUUACUGGGGACAAGAAGAAGGAGACACAGCCAGGCAAAAUGCAGGGAACCCUGGAGGAUCAGAUUAUCCAAGCCAACCCGCUGCUGGAGGCCUUUGGAAAUGCCAAGACUGUGAGGAAUGACAACUCCUCAAGAUUUGGGAAGUUCAUUCGGAUUCAUUUUGGAGCCACAGGAAAGCUGGCAUCGGCAGACAUCGAAACCUAUCUGUUAGAAAAAUCCAGAGUGACAUUUCAAUUAUCCAGUGAGAGAAGCUAUCAUAUUUUCUACCAAAUUUUGUCAAACAAGAAGCCAGAACUAAUUGACUUGCUUCUGAUCUCCACCAACCCCUUCGACUUCCCCUUCGUGAGCCAAGGAGAAGUCACAGUGGCCAGUAUCGAUGACAGUGAAGAACUGCUGGCGACCGAUAAUGCCAUUGACAUCCUGGGCUUCAGCUCAGAGGAGAAAGUUGGGAUCUACAAACUGACGGGAGCCGUGAUGCAUUAUGGGAACAUGAAGUUCAAGCAGAAGCAGCGUGAGGAGCAGGCGGAGCCGGACGGCACCGAAGUGGCUGACAAAGCCGGAUACCUGAUGGGACUGAAUUCUGCAGAAAUGCUGAAGGGCCUGUGCUGUCCAAGGGUGAAGGUUGGGAAUGAAUAUGUCACUAAAGGGCAAAAUGUCCAGCAGGUGACCAACUCGGUGGGUGCUCUGGCCAAAGCUGUCUACGAGAAGAUGUUCCUGUGGAUGGUCACCCGCAUCAACCAGCAGCUGGACACCAAGCAGCCCAGGCAGUACUUCAUCGGGGUCUUGGACAUUGCUGGCUUUGAGAUCUUUGAUUUCAACAGCCUGGAGCAGCUGUGCAUCAACUUCACCAACGAGAAACUGCAACAGUUUUUCAACCACCACAUGUUCGUGCUGGAGCAGGAGGAGUACAAGAAGGAAGGCAUCGAGUGGGAGUUCAUUGACUUCGGGAUGGACCUGGCUGCCUGCAUCGAGCUCAUCGAGAAGCCUAUGGGCAUCUUCUCCAUCCUGGAAGAGGAGUGCAUGUUCCCCAAGGCAACAGACACCUCCUUCAAGAACAAGCUGUAUGACCAGCAUCUUGGAAAAUCCAACAACUUCCAGAAGCCCAAGCCUGCCAAAGGCAAGGCUGAGGCUCACUUCUCGCUGGUGCACUACGCCGGCACCGUGGACUACAACAUUGCCGGCUGGCUCGACAAGAACAAGGACCCCCUGAAUGAGACUGUGGUGGGGCUGUACCAGAAGUCUUCGCUGAAGCUUCUCUCCUUCCUUUUUUCCAACUAUGCUGGUGCAGACACAGGCGACUCCGGGGGAAGCAAGAAGGGCGGGAAGAAGAAGGGCUCCUCUUUCCAGACUGUGUCGGCCGUGUUCAGGGAAAAUCUAAACAAAUUGAUGACUAACUUAAGGAGCACCCACCCUCACUUUGUACGAUGCCUGAUUCCCAAUGAGACCAAGACUCCUGGUGUGAUGGACCACUACUUGGUCAUGCACCAGCUGCGCUGUAACGGGGUCCUCGAGGGCAUCCGGAUUUGCAGAAAGGGAUUCCCUAGCCGGAUCCUCUAUGCUGACUUCAAGCAGCGGUACCGGAUCCUCAAUGCCAGUGCUAUCCCUGAAGGGCAGUUCAUUGAUAGCAAAAACGCCUCAGAGAAGCUCCUGAACUCCAUCGAUGUGGACCGGGAGCAGUUCAGGUUCGGCAACACCAAGGUGUUUUUCAAAGCUGGGCUCCUGGGGCUUCUGGAGGAGAUGAGAGACGAGAAGCUGGUGACGCUAAUGACGCGCACGCAGGCCGUGUGCAGGGGCUACCUGAUGCGGGUGGAGUUCAAGAAGAUGAUGGAGAGGAGGGACUCCAUCUUCUGCAUCCAGUACAACAUCCGCUCUUUUAUGAACGUCAAGCACUGGCCCUGGAUGAACCUGUUCUUCAAAAUCAAGCCCCUACUGAAGAGUGCAGAGGCCGAGAAGGAGAUGGCCACCAUGAAGGAAGACUUCGAGAGGACCAAGGAAGAACUGGCCCGAUCCGAGGCUCGCCGGAAGGAGCUGGAGGAGAAAAUGGUCUCCCUGCUGCAGGAAAAGAAUGACCUCCAAUUGCAGGUCCAGUCUGAAACGGAAAAUCUGAUGGACGCUGAGGAACGGUGUGAAGGACUCAUCAAAAGCAAGAUCCUACUGGAAGCAAAAGUCAAGGAGCUGACUGAGAGACUGGAAGAGGAAGAGGACAUGAAUUCUGAACUGGUUGCCAAGAAGAGGAAUCUGGAAGACAAAUGCUGCUCUCUCAAGAGAGACAUUGAUGACCUGGAGCUGACCUUGACGAAAGUUGAAAAGGAGAAGCAUGCCACAGAGAACAAGGUAAAGAAUCUCUCCGAAGAAAUGACAGCACUUGAAGAAAACAUUUCCAAAUUGACCAAAGAAAAGAAGUCUCUACAGGAGGCCCAUCAGCAAACACUGGAUGACCUUCAGGUUGAAGAAGAUAAAGUCAAUGGUCUAAUCAAAAUAAAUGCCAAGCUUGAACAGCAAACAGAUGAUCUUGAGGGUUCCUUAGAGCAGGAAAAGAAACUGCGGGCAGACCUGGAAAGGGCGAAGAGGAAGCUGGAAGGAGAUCUGAAAAUGUCCCAGGAAUCCAUUAUGGAUCUAGAAAAUGACAAGCAGCAAAUAGAAGAGAAAUUAAAAAAGAAGGAGUUUGAAAUCAGUCAGUUACAAGCCAAAAUAGAUGAUGAACAAGUCCACAGUUUGCAGUUUCAAAAGAAGAUUAAAGAACUGCAGGCUCGCAUAGAAGAACUGGAGGAGGAAAUUGAAGCAGAACACACACUCAGAGCCAAGAUUGAGAAGCAGCGCUCAGAUCUGGCCAGGGAACUGGAGGAGAUCAGUGAGAGGCUGGAAGAAGCCAGUGGGGCCACUUCAGCCCAGAUUGAGAUGAACAAGAAGCGGGAGGCUGAGUUCCAGAAAAUGCGCAGGGACUUGGAAGAGUCCACCCUGCAGCAUGAAGCCACGGCAGCCACCCUGAGGAAGAAGCACGCAGAUAGCGUGGCUGAACUUGGGGAGCAGAUUGACAACCUGCAGCGGGUGAAGCAGAAGCUGGAGAAGGAGAAGAGUGAGCUGAAGAUGGAGAUCGAUGACAUGGCCAGCAACAUCGAAGCCAUCUCCAAGUCAAAGAGUAACAUAGAAAGAACGUGCCGGACGGUAGAAGACCAAUUUAGUGAAAUCAAAGCCAAGGAUGAGCAACAGACACAGCUGAUCCAUGACCUGAACAUGCAGAAAGCAAGACUACAGACCCAGAAUGGGGAGCUGAGCCACCAAGUGGAAGAGAAGGAAUCUCUGAUUUCACAGCUGACCAAAAGCAAGCAGGCCCUCACCCAGCAGCUGGAGGAGCUUAAGAGGCAAAUGGAAGAAGAAACAAAGGCCAAGAACGCCCUGGCACACGCCCUGCAGUCCUCCCGCCACGACUGCGACCUGCUGCGGGAACAGUAUGAGGAGGAGCAGGAAGCCAAGGCCGAGCUGCAGAGGGCGCUGUCCAAGGCCAACAGUGAGGUUGCUCAGUGGAGGACCAAAUACGAGACGGACGCCAUCCAGCGCACAGAGGAGCUGGAGGAGGCCAAGAAAAAACUGGCCCAGAGGCUCCAGGAAGCAGAGGAGAACACAGAGACGGCGAACUCGAAGUGCGCAUCCUUGGAGAAAACCAAGCAGAGGCUGCAGGGAGAGGUGGAUGAUCUGAUGCUGGAUCUGGAGCGCUCCCACACCGCCUGUGCCACCCUGGACAAGAAGCAGAGGAACUUUGACAAGGUCCUUGCAGAGUGGAAACAAAAGCUGGACGAAAGCCAGGCUGAGUUGGAAGCUGCUCAGAAGGAGUCCAGGUCACUCAGCACCGAACUCUUCAAGAUGAGGAACGCCUAUGAGGAGGUGGUGGACCAGUUAGAGACACUGAGGCGGGAGAACAAAAAUCUACAAGAAGAGAUUUCCGACUUAACUGAGCAGAUUGCAGAAACUGGAAAGAAUCUUCAGGAAGUGGAAAAGACCAAGAAGCUAGUGGAGCAGGAAAAGUCAGAUCUGCAGGUCGCCUUAGAAGAAGUGGAGGGUUCCUUGGAACACGAGGAGAGCAAGAUCUUGCGCCUCCAGCUAGAGCUAAGCCAGGUGAAAUCCGAGCUAGACCGCAAGGUCAUUGAGAAGGAUGAAGAAAUCGAGCAGCUAAAAAGAAACAGCCAGCGGGCAACGGAGGCCAUGCAGAGCUUGCUGGAUGCUGAAAUCCGCAGCCGGAACGACGCCCUGAGAGUGAAGAAGAAGAUGGAGGGAGAUCUCAAUGAGAUGGAGAUUCAGCUGGGCCACUCCAACCGCCAGGUGGCAGAGACCCAGAAGCACCUGCGCACGGUCCAGGGCCAGCUCAAGGACUCCCAGCUGCACCUGGACGACGCCCUGAGGAGCAAUGAGGACCUCAAGGAGCAGCUGGCCAUCGUGGAGCGCAGGAAUGGCCUCCUGCUGGAGGAGCUGGAGGAAAUGAAGGUGGCCCUGGAGCAAACGGAGCGGACCCGCAGGCUGUCGGAGCAGGAGCUGCUGGACGCCAGCGACCGCGUGCAGCUCCUGCACUCCCAGAACACGAGCCUGAUAAAUACCAAGAAAAAACUGGAGGCUGACAUAGCUCAGUGCCAGGCAGAGGUGGAGAACUCAAUCCAGGAGUCCAGGAACGCAGAGGAGAAGGCCAAGAAGGCCAUCACGGAUGCCGCCAUGAUGGCUGAGGAGCUAAAGAAGGAGCAGGACACCAGCGCCCACCUGGAGCGGAUGAAGAAGAACCUGGAGCAGACGGUGAAGGACCUGCAGCACCGUCUAGAUGAGGCUGAGCAGCUGGCACUGAAGGGCGGGAAGAAGCAGAUCCAGAAACUGGAGAACCGGGUGCGGGAGCUGGAAAAUGAGCUUGAUGUGGAACAGAAGAGGGGAGCUGAAGCCCUGAAGGGAGCCCACAAGUACGAACGCAAAGUGAAGGAGAUGACUUACCAGGCUGAGGAGGACCGCAAGAAUAUCCUCAGGCUCCAGGACCUGGUGGACAAGCUGCAGGCCAAAGUGAAGUCUUACAAGAGGCAGGCUGAGGAGGCGGAGGAGCAGGCCAACACGCAGCUGUCCAGAUGCCGGAGAGUCCAACAUGAGCUAGAGGAGGCUGCGGAGAGGGCGGACAUCGCCGAGUCCCAGGUCAACAAGCUGAGGGCCAAAAGCCGAGAUGUGGGCGGCCAGGUAAGAGCAGGUACCUGAGAUGUAGGGGCCAGCUAAGAACAGAUACUGAAUAUGGGGGCCAGGCGAAAGCCUGAGUGUGGGAGGCUAGAUAAAGGCAGGUACCUGAGAUGUGGGGACCAGGUAAGAGCAGGUAUCUGAGAUGUAGGGGGCCAGGUAGGAGUAAGUACCUGAGUAUGGCUUCUUCCCAAGAAGUUCCAAGCCCCGGGGGAGUCCCAUGGACCACCCAGGGAGAACCUGGAGGAUGACUGUUGAUCCUCUCCUUCCUGCUGCUAGUCACGCACUCCCAAAUGCUACUGUUUUAGCAAAGACU